Messenger RNA from Beta vulgaris subsp. vulgaris (sugar beet), 1973 nucleotides. RefSeq lists its product as uncharacterized. Bases 234 to 1790 code for a protein of 518 amino acids. Lineage: Eukaryota; Viridiplantae; Streptophyta; Magnoliopsida; Caryophyllales; Amaranthaceae. The record is from RefSeq and is a predicted model, not a curated record. The transcript has 6 exons.
CAGUCUACAGUCACAGUCUACUCAAAAUACUGUAGACUGCUACACACUAGAGGACAGAGAACAGGCCUGUUAAAUCUGAGCUCCAUUUUUUGCUGAUAAUUUGUCCGUUAGACACGCCAUUACCAUUAAUGGAAGCAAAGGGCAUGUUUCUUUGACUGAAAAAAAAAAAUUCAAAUGAAAGAUUAAAGCUCAAAGAUAUCAUCUUUCAUCAUCUUUCACCAACUUAUAUUAAAAUGGAGUAUGAAAGGAUUGAAAGACCUCAGAGAGGAGGUGGGUUGUCACCUGCAAAGUUGAGGAGUAUGUUAAUGGGAGUAGAAAAGAAGAGAAGGGAACUUCUUAGUGAAGUGGAUUCAUCUUAUUCUUUGAGAUCUCAGCAUUCUGGUGUAGAUGAUUCAGGUAGUGAUUAUCCUGAAAGCUACAAGGAUGUGGACGUUGUGCGUGAAUUUGUUGAAUGCUCGACUUCAACAACCAUGCAAUCAGAAAUGAUCACUGAUCGCAAGUCAAAAGAUCAAACUCUAGUCACUUCAAGGACCGGGUUAAAUGAAGAGUUCGAGGAAGAUUGUGGAUAUGGUCAUGACAACUUGGGUGUGGUUUCAUCACUCUUUGAAUUUCAGAAGGCAGAGCGAGGACCUCCAAGAGUGCCAGCUGCGCCAUUCUCGAAGCCAGCACCAUCAAAAUGGGAUGAUGCACAGAAGUGGAUAGCGAGUCCUACUUCAAACAGACCAAGGACUGGGCAGUCAAAUAACACGCAAGGGGCAAGGAAGACUAACAUUUUCGGACAUGGAGGUAGGAAACCUGCAACAAAAGUAGUUCUAGAAGUUCCAGAAGAAAAAGCAGUUGCUUUUGAAGAGCCUGAUAUGAAGAGGAUGGAUUCAAAUCUAGCUAAGAAAGCAAAUGCCACACAGAAAUUGGUAUGCUGGGAGUCAGAUCCAUACUCACAUGCUGAUCUACUUGGAAAAACAGCGCCUAUGAUUGACAAUUCACUUAGUGAAUCUGCAAUUCAUCUCAGUCAACAUGAUUCAUCUAUAUCAGUCCAAACAUCGACAGCUAUGAUUCCACCUACAACAUUUGCUAGAUCUGUUUCCAUGAGAGAUAUGGGGACAGAGAUGACUCCUAUAGCCAGCCAGGAACCUUCAAGAACUGGAACUCCUGUCAAGGUGAAAUCACCGAUGCACAGCCCUACGUCUUCAAGGUCAUCAACGCCUAAAAGAGCUCAUCUAUCUGCAGCACAGACAAUCAUGAUAAAUGACAACUUAAAUCUGCACAGAAAGGAGCUCUCAGAGAAGGAGAUGCAAAUGAAAACAAGAAAAGAAAUAAUGGAACUCGGAAUGCAGCUUGGUAAAGUGAAUAUAGCUGCAUGGGCUGGUAAAGAUGAUGAAGAGAGCGCAGCAUCAUCUUCCGUGAAUGCAGUGGCUGGUGAACAAGGGUCUAAGAAUGUUAUUGAGAGUAGAGCAGAAGCUUGGGAGGAGGCUGAGAAGGCAAAGUACACAGCGAGAUUCACUAGGUUUGAGCGUGAAGAAAUGAAGAUUCAAGCAUGGGAAAAUCAUCAAAAAGCCAAAACCGAGGCUGAGAUGAGAAAAAUUGAGGCUGAAGUGGAAAGAAUGAGAGCGAAAGCACAGGAUAAGUUCAUGAGCAAGCUUGCUGCUGCAAGUCACAAGGCAGAAGAGAAGCGGGCAGCUGCUGAAGUGAAGAUGAAUAAGCAAGCAUCUAAGGCAGAGCAGCAGGCCGAGUAUAUCAGAAAGACUGGCCGAAUACCAUCAACGUUUUCGUGCUGGAGCUGCUGCUCUUGAUGUUCUGCAUUCUGUGCUUCCCAUCAUCCCCUUUUUUUCUUGGAUCAUUUUUGUAACUAGUGUAUUGUCUAUUUUGAUUGGGGUUCCUCUCCACUUCAGGGAAAUUAAAUUAGGAGAAGCCUUUCUCAUAUGUCAAAGAUGUAACCAAUUUUCUCUUUUAUACAAGAACAUUAUCUUCUCUGA